GCAAAGCCCCGACUCGGCUGCAGAGCCAGAGGACCUUGGAGUUGCCCAAAGACCGCUCUCGCCGACCGAGGGACUCCGAGAAGCGCUCUCGCUCUCGGCCGAUAUUUGCUCGAAUCCCAAGACAAUCGCAAUUCCACCCAUCAUCGUCCAUCAAGCGCCGCGGUGGUCAAUACGGCUGCCAAAAUGUCUGCUACGCCGACCGACUGCCGCCUGGGAUUCCUCUGGAAAGCCUCGCACCAGAUCUUUGCCAAGCACCCUGCGCUCUCCCGCUACUUGGCAUCCAAGUUCCUCGAUCUGUCGAAACGAAACGGCACGCCCCUUUCCGACACUGCCAAGAAGAGCGUCUGCUUCCGAUGCGGCACAUACGUGGUCCCUGGUGUUAACAGCAAGGUGGCGACGGUUCACCGUGCCCGAAAGCGCCGGCAAGAGAUUGGGGCUGCCGAAGCCGAGGCUGUUUCCAAGACCAGCCAGCAGAAGAGACUGAAGAGCGACGCUCCCAUCGCAGCGAGCGAGCCGAGCCAAUGCACAACCGCCGAGGAGAACCAACCCCACACCAAACCGACCUCGGUACCGGCCAGGUCGGCCACUGGCUCAGCCAAGCAGCCUCUGCCAAAGAAACCGAAAACGAUUCAUCUGUCCCUGAAUUCCGACCACAUGGCUGGUAUUGGAAGGCCCAGCCAGUCCGGCGAGCGAUCGCAGCCAUUAUCCAGCGGCGCUGAUGCCCAGAAGGAUGCUGUCCACAACCACAUGCGGGUAACCUGCUUGGUCUGCGAGACGCAAACGCAGUACACAGGGGCAACGGUUCUCCAGGCCGCUGCUGCCAUCUACAAACCGAAGCGAACAAAGUCAGUCCGGAAGACACAGCCCCAGAUCAAGCAAACCAGCACCGUCCUGCCGCCUUCUGGACCAGAGACGCUCCUGUCACGGCAGAUCAGCAGGGGCCAAAAGGACACUCCGGCAUUCACUGUGCCUGCAAAACUCUACGGACGGAGCCUUGCCGAUUACGAGCCGGCCUCAGCUCCGACCAGCUCGGUUUCCAAGGGCCCCGCCAUUCCAGCCAAGGGUGGGGCCGCCAAGAAGUCCGACCGCAAAAAAGGACUCAAGGCCCUGCUGGAGCAGAAGAAGGGCCAGAGCCGCGAGCCGGCCAAGACCGGGUUGACCCUGAACGACUUUCUGUCAUCGCUGUGAGACACAAGCAGUAGGAUUAUACGUGCAAUUUGGUGCUGCUCGACGUGUAAGUCAGCCGGGUUUCGCCGACGA
Molecule: messenger RNA, 1260 nt
Organism: Polychytrium aggregatum
Lineage: Eukaryota; Fungi; Chytridiomycota; Chytridiomycetes; Polychytriales
Exons: 1
Coding region: 184-1188 (334 amino acids)
Biological process (GO): tRNA processing
Cellular component (GO): nucleolar ribonuclease P complex
Source: RefSeq, a predicted model, not a curated record